AUGGUAGCAAAUGGAUGUAAACCGGCUGAGGUUACCUAUAAUAUUCUUGUAAAAGGCAUUGCUUGUGAAGAAUUCCCAGAGGAGGCUUCAAAAUUGUGGAAUGAAUUGUACUCCAAAGGACUUGUAAAGAAAAGCUGUUGCACUGGUCAGUAG
Sphenostylis stenocarpa is the source of this 153-nucleotide messenger RNA. The record is from the annotation of a GenBank genome assembly. Lineage: Eukaryota; Viridiplantae; Streptophyta; Magnoliopsida; Fabales; Fabaceae.